Molecule: messenger RNA, 2121 nt
Organism: Heteronotia binoei (common prickly gecko)
Lineage: Eukaryota; Metazoa; Chordata; Lepidosauria; Squamata; Gekkonidae
Product: sulfotransferase 2B1-like
Exons: 6
Coding region: 10-876 (288 amino acids)
Biological process (GO): sulfation
Cellular component (GO): cytoplasm
Molecular function (GO): sulfotransferase activity
Source: RefSeq, a predicted model, not a curated record
GCGGGCGGCAUGGCCCGGCUGGAGGAGACGGAGAGCUUCGAGGGGCUGCAGCUGCCCGGCCACCUCCACACUCAGGAGUCCCUGAGCGCCGCCUGCGCCUUCCCCUUCCGCCCCUCCGACGUCCUGCUGGCCACCUACCCCAAGUCCGGCACCACUUGGAUGCAAGAGAUCCUGACCUUAAUGUACAGCAAGGGAGACUUAGAGGCAGCCAAGAGCAUCCCCAACUGGGCCCGGGUCCCCUGGCUUGAGCACCUCCACCUGAAGGAGAUUCUCCAGGAAGCGGAAGAACCCCGCCUUCUCACCACCCAUCUGCCCUGGCGAGUGUUGGCAGCUGCCCUGAGGAAAGCCAAGCCCAAGGUGAUCUACGUGGCCAGAAACCCCAAAGAUGUGGCCGUGUCUUUCUACCACUUCCACAAGAUGGCCAACUUUUUCCCAGACCCUGGCACUUGGGACGACUUCUUGCUUCAUUUCUUGGAUGGCUCCGUGCACUACGGCUCCUGGUUCCAGCACGUCAAGGGCUGGCUGAGCUGCCAGAAGGAGAUGAACCUUUUCUUUGUCACUUAUGAGGAGCUGCACCAGGACUUGCGGGGCUGCGUGCAGCGCCUGAGCGCCUUCCUGGGCUGCCCUCUGCAGCCAGGCCAGGUGGAGGCCAUCCAGGAGCACAGCAGCUUUGCCUCCAUGAAGGAGAAUGCCAUGGUCAACUACAGCCUCAUCCCGCAGGAGAUCCUGGACCCCAGCAAGGGCACCUUCAUGAGGAAAGGUGUUGUUGGAGACUGGAGGAACCACUUCUCCGCAGAGCAGAGUGCCCUCUUCAACAGGAGGUACCAGCAGGAAAUGGGAGGCUGCAGCCUCAGCUUCCAGGGCCACCUGGACUGACCUGUGUCUGCAGUCUAGCUUUGCCGGGUCCAAUUCAAGAAAUAUCUCAGGACUUUGGGGUGGAGCCAGGAGACUUUGGGGGUGGAGCCAGGAGACUCUGGGGGUGGAGCCAGGAGACUUUGGGGGUGGAGCCAGGAACAAGGCUGUGACAAGCACGAUUGAACUCCCAAGGGAGUUCUGGCAUGUCUUUUAAAUGCCUUCCCUUCUUUGGGGGCUCACAGAAUUGCACCCCCUGGUCCAAUCUUUUUGAAACUGUGGGAGGUUUUUUUUUGAGGAGAGGCACCAGACUCUGUGCUGAAAAUCUGGUGCCUCUACCUCAAAAAGCAGCCCCGCUCCAGAUAUCCCCAGAUUGAUUAUCCAUUAUACCCUAUGGGCACAUGGAGUGCUCAGCAGACAUUCAGCUCUCCAGCAUCCUGAUAACCCUGAUGCGGGGGGAAGGUCUCCAAGGAUCUCCUGCCCCAACCUGUGGAUUGGCAACCCUCUUGCACAGCCCCCCCCCCCCAGCCACAGGAUUUGCAGCUCAUUAACCACAGAGCCAAAAACCACCUGCUCCCACCAGCUGCAGAGAUCUUUUGCAGCUCAGAUCCUCCAUGCGCAGAGCACAAAGUGGAUCACUGGCCAUCAUCCCAGAGCUGUUGCUGCGGCAUUCCUUUUGGGGUGGGAGAGGGGACAAGGCAGGUGGGCUGUUCCCUGGUAGGUUUCCUUUUCUUCUGCAGGCUUCACCAAAGAAUUGCCCCUCCCCCACCCAGUGUUUACAGUUGGCCUCUCUCUCCUCCUCUUGGAAGAUGGACAGCCGAUUUUGUGGAGCAGUUCUGCAGCUCCUGGAGUGUCUGAUGGCCAGGGACACAUCUGCAAAACUGGCCCAAUUUGCACCUGGCACAGCUUGGGUGAGGGAGCCAGAUGUCAGCCACAUGUGGAGUAGAAAAGGAAGCCCAAGAAUCCCCACUAAGGGUCAGAUAAUUCCCCCUCCCUCACCUGUCCCCCUGCUGCUAGGGAUUAUGCUUUGCAUCCAAACAUUUUUGCUCGCUGAAGGUAAAACUCAAUGAGACACCAGCAGGCCCUCCUGGCACUGCUAAAAGCAGGAUUGGUGCCCUGCAGGAAGGAGGAGGGAGGGAAUUAAUCCUGCGCCCCCCCCCACCCCAUGUGGUUUUGUGUGUUGAAGUCACCACCUCUGCGCUUCGAUCCCAGUAGUUGGGAGAGAAAGGAGAGCUGACAAGUGCUUUGAAUAAAAUGUUUCCGAUUGAA